Messenger RNA from Prosopis cineraria, 1057 nucleotides. RefSeq lists its product as uncharacterized. NCBI's taxonomy places the organism in Eukaryota, Viridiplantae, Streptophyta, Magnoliopsida, Fabales, Fabaceae. The transcript is spliced from 5 exons. Bases 131 to 913 code for a protein of 260 amino acids. Gene Ontology annotation, biological process: DNA replication checkpoint signaling; replication fork arrest; DNA damage response. The record is from RefSeq and is a predicted model, not a curated record. Gene Ontology annotation, cellular component: replication fork protection complex; nucleus. Gene Ontology annotation, molecular function: zinc ion binding; DNA binding.
AAUCCGAUCCCUCGUUCCCGCCAGCUUUUCCCGCCAAAGUAAAGGGGAAAAUAUUCGCGAAGAAGGAGAACUUGAAAGUUAUAACUUGGAGGAGGGUACAAAACAAAAGAUCGAAGAGGAAAGGAAUGAAAUGGAGGCGGCCCCAACAGGAUGCUACAAGUGUGGCCGACCAGGCCACUGGUCGCGUGAUUGCCCCUUUUCUCCUUCAAACCCUGAUCCCUCUUCUUCUCUCAAGCCUACUCCUGCAGAUGAUGGAGCCCUUUCUGUUCGCAAGCCAGCCGAUAAACCCAAGAAGCUCCCUAGAACCAGGCCUAAGCUCACCCCCGAGCUUCUUCUCUCCGACGAUGGCCUUGGUUACGUUCUACGUUAUUUCCCUCGCGCCUUCAAGUACCGCGGCCGCGGGAAUGAGGUUCGUGAUUUGGGUAACCUUAUAGAGUUAUACUGUGAAUGGCACUCUCGCUUGCUCCCCUAUUACUCAUUCAAUCAAUUUAUUCACAAAGUGGAGCAAGUUGCUGCUACAAAGCGUGUCAAGACUUGCCUCAGAGAAUUGAGGGAGAGAGUUGCUAAUGGUGGAGAUCCAACAAGGCUGCGCGAACACCCAGUUGAGCAUGGCUUUCCGGUUGACAAGGAUGAAGGUGGGGAAGCCAGUCAUCAACAGGGAGACGUGUUUCUAGAAUCCCAGAAUGCUGAGAACGUUGAAGAUAUUCUUAAUGAAGUUUUCGAUGAAGCUACUGCAGAACCUUCUCAGUUCAGAGAUUCCAUUGCGGAAACAUCAACCGCAGUUUCAAACAGUGGAACCAACUCUGCUGGUAAAGCUAAAAUAACAGAAGAGCAGAGGGCUCGACUGGAAGCAAAUAGGUUAAAGGCACUAGAGAGGCGUGCUGCUCUAGCCCUCUCAUCAAAGGCCACCUAACUCUGAUCGCAGUGACAUCCGUUUUAAGUGGAUACGUUUUUAAAAAAUCCCUUUACAUGGUGCGCAAAACCUUUUUUUGUUGAAUUGAUUCGAUUUUGUAGACUGUUUUUCAAUGUGAAGUUCAAACUGGCAUAUUGUCGUUGA